Molecule: messenger RNA, 339 nt
Organism: Trichomonas vaginalis G3
Lineage: Eukaryota; Parabasalia; Trichomonadida; Trichomonadidae
Product: protein of unknown function, DUF4106 family
Exons: 1
Coding region: 1-339 (112 amino acids)
Source: RefSeq, a predicted model, not a curated record
AUGGCUACAAAAACAUAUAUUUGGAAACGAGCUUAUAUUCCAUAUGGACAAGCUCUGUUUGAAGAGCUUGAACCAGAAACUCAGGAAAGAGUCAUGCAAACAAUACGCAAAGACUCAAAUACAGACUAUGACAAACUCUUUCUAGGAUAUAGGUUACCUGAGAUGGGCGACCAGAGCCCAAAGGCAAAAAGGACAUGGGAAAUUUGCAACAUACUAGAUGAACAUAAUGCAAAGAUGCAACAACUUCAAGCAGAGGGCAAUGAAGGAAAAAGAAGAGUUAAAAACUCAGUCAGGAAGAAAGUAAAGCUUGGUCCACGUGGGUUCUAUUAUGACAUAUAA